AAGCCCUAAAACUAAAACCCUCGCCAAACCUCAGGCUUUCUUCAGCGCUAAAACCCUAAUCUUGGCUUUGUGCUCUCGCCUCCGCUGGUGGUCAUGGACUACCUCGAUGGUAUGAAUGAUGUUAGGUUGAAGCCCCGCUUGCUCCGAUCUCUCCUCCGGGACCGACUUCCCGAUGAGAAGCAACUGUCGCCUGGCCCUUCUGAGUUGGCGACCGUCCUCUGUGACGUGAAGACUUAUGGUCUUCUCUCUGAGCGUGCGCCAGGCCCUGCCGCAGAUCCAAAGUUGAUGGAGAGUUGGAAAUUGGCUGUGGAUGAGUGGGUAGAUCGCUUGAUGUCGUUGAUCUCAAGCAAGAUGCCAGAUAAAUGCUGGGCUGGUACUUGCUUGCUAGGGGUGACUUGUGAAGAGUGCAGCUCAGAACGUUUCAUAGGAUCAUACUCUGUCUGGUUCCAACAGCUUCUGUUAAAUCUUCAGCCAUUGUCUAGCUCUCAAUUUGUUAAAGUGGCUUCAUGUGCUUCCUUGGCAGAUCUUUUCACAAGGUUAGUUGCCUAUUCAAGUGUUAAGAAAGAUGCGACAUCUUUGGCUGGCAAGCUUGUUCAACCAGUUCUGCAGCUGUUAAGUGAGGAUGACAAUGCAUCUCUGGAAGGAGCAUUACAGUUGUUAAACACCCUCACAUCCAUUUUUCCAUCUUCAAUCCAUCGUCACUAUGAUAAUGUUGAAUCUGCUCUAGUGUCAAUUAUCUUGUCAGGGAGAUGCAAUGCAGAUGUGUCAAUGAAAGUUGCAUGCUGUUUAGCAUUACUUCCGAAGGUGAAAGGUGAUGAAGAUACUUGGUCAUUGAUGAUGCGAAGGAUUUUAAUAUCCAUAAAUAUGCUAUUGAAUGAUGCCUUCCAAGGUCUAGAAGAAGAAACAAAAAACAUUGAGAUCAUGAGACUAUUAGUCCCCCCAGGAAAAGAUCCACCUCCUCCUUUGGGAGAUCAGCUAUUGAUUGAAGGAAUACCUGAACGAACCACAAAACGUCUUCAUGACAUCCUUAUUCCAAGAAUUUCUACUCUAAUGUAUUGUUGCUGUAAGAUGCUUACCAAUCCUUAUCCUAUCCAGGUAGUCAUACCCAUUCGUGCUUUGCUGGCUUUGGUUGGAAGAGUGCUUCUACAGGAUGGUUCUUUGCACCAAAAGUUAUUGCCAUUCACAACUAGCUUACAUCAAGAACUUCUUUGCUCUGAACUUUCAUCCUUGCAUUCAAAUAGCUUGGAUCUUCUAAUUGCAAUCAUUAAAGGUGUUAGAAGCCAACUCUUGCCACAUGCUGCUAAUGUUGUGCGACUUGUAACAGAGUACUUUAGGAGAGCUGUGCUGGCUCCUAUAAGGAUAAAACUUUAUUCUAUCAUUCAGAUUUUACUGAUCUCCAUGGGUGUUGGAAUGGCUUUGUACCUUACUCAAGAAGUGAUCAGUAAUGCUUUUGCUGAUCUGAACGAUCAUCCUGUGUGUGGUUUGCCCUCUUCUAAUACAAACUCUGCAAAAGUAGUGAGUGAAGUAUCAGGUCAAAGCACCAGUAGGAAGAGGAAACAUGGUUAUGGAGCACCAAUGGAGCAUCCAAAUGGUGUUGAUCUUGAGGCUGAAGCUGCCAGCAGAAAGCUGCCAGCGCCUCUUGCUGUUAAAAUAGCUGCAUUAAGAGCACUUGAAGCUCUUUUAACUGUGGGUGGUUCUUUGAGAUCAGAGUUUUGGCGCUCUGAUGUGGAUCUCCUGUUGAUAACUGUCACAACCAAUGCUUGUGAUGCAGGAUGGGCUAGUGAAGGAAAGCUCACUCUUCCAACAGACCAACCAGCCUCUUCUCGAGCAGAUUUUCAGCUUGCAUCAUUGAAAGCAUUGUUAGCAUCCCUUCUAUCCAGUGCCCAUGUUAGGCCGCCGUACUUAUCACAAGGGCUUGAACUUUUCUGCAGAGGAAAGCAAGAAACUGGUACAGAACUUGCUGCCUUCUGCACCCAUGCUCUACUAGCGUUGGAAGUUCUCAUUCAUCCUCGUGCUCUUCCGCUUGUGGACUUACCUGUUGCGAAGAUCUCAAUGAAUGAUGGGUUUAAUAGCAUACAUCAGAAAAGUACAGCCCUUUCUAAUCAGAAACUCAACAUGCCCCCUUUCCUAAGGGGUAAUAUUGAAGCAAUCAGUGAUUUAGAAGAUGAUGAACUUUACAGCAGUUGGCUGCGCAGCGAGGAAGAAGCACCAGUCGGAGAUGACCAGCUUGGUGUGGAUAUUAUGGACACCGAGCAAUUAGUGAAACAUCCUAUAGUUGAUUCAGAAAGAAAUGCUGAGUCUGUGGACAAGACUCCAGUGCCGCCACACACUAUUGACGUGGAAAUUAGAGAGGUGGUCUCGACCGACACCAGUAAGUCGCAAGAGCCGAGCCAUAACAAUGGUGCUGAUCAUGCAUGGGAUGAUGCAAAUUGUUUGGUACCUGCUGCCGCCAUUCCUAGUACUAGUGAGUUGGAAGCAGGAAACAAAGAUGCUCCAACCGGCAACACUGCAAAUCUAAUGAAAGAUGUUGAGAGCACGCCUGCAGGCUCAGGUCCUGUUCUUAACAGGAAUGAGAUGGUCACAAGUGCACCGAUCAAUGUUAUGAAUCAAUUGGAGGAUGGAAGCCCUGCUCCUGGAAAAAUGAGUAUAUCGAGCAAGGGGAAGGGCUCAGCUCCUUUAUAUAAUUUGGAUUCCGAGUCUUCUGAUUCAUUACCAGAUAUAGUUGAUGAUGAUCCAGAUUCAGACUAGUUCUAAUGAGAUUUUGUACCUCAGGUUUUGUUUACAUGUGUUUCUAUAUGCUUUCCACCAGCUUGAUUAAUUGUAAUUCCGCCUUAUUAUUAUCUUCUUGAAGAAAAUGUGUAUGAGCAGGUUGCUCUUUAUAAAUAGUUUUCUCAAGAUUAAAUUGCAAUCGAAACUUAAAUA
Messenger RNA from Dioscorea cayenensis subsp. rotundata (Guinea yam), 2922 nucleotides. Its product is annotated as proline-, glutamic acid- and leucine-rich protein 1. The record is from RefSeq and is a predicted model, not a curated record. Gene Ontology annotation, cellular component: nucleus. NCBI's taxonomy places the organism in Eukaryota, Viridiplantae, Streptophyta, Magnoliopsida, Dioscoreales, Dioscoreaceae. The transcript has 13 exons. The coding region runs from base 94 to 2748 and encodes 884 amino acids. Gene Ontology annotation, biological process: rRNA processing.